AGCAACCAUCGAUUCGACCGAUCGAUCCAUCCAUCCUAGCUUAGCUUUAGCGAGUGUGGUAGCAAAGAGGUUUGAGCUAGUGUGGUACUUUGCGAUGGCUUCCGGCAGUGCCCUGCUCCUCCUCGCCUCGGCCUUCUGCUUCCUCGCCCGGCUAGCCGCCGGCGACUACGGCUCCUGGCAGAGCGCCCACGCCACGUUCUACGGCGGCGGCGAUGCGUCCGGCACGAUGGGCGGGGCGUGUGGGUACGGGAACCUGUACAGCACCGGGUACGGCACCAACACGGCGGCGCUGAGCACGGUGCUGUUCAACGACGGCGCGGCGUGCGGGUCGUGCUACGAGCUGCGGUGCGACAACGACGGGCAGUGGUGCCUGCCGGGCAGCGUCACCGUCACCGCCACCAACCUCUGCCCGCCCAACUACGCGCUCCCCAACGACGACGGCGGCUGGUGCAACCCGCCGCGCCCCCACUUCGACAUGGCCGAGCCCGCCUUCCUCCAGAUCGGCGUGUACCGCGCCGGCAUCGUGCCCGUCGCCUACCGAAGGGUGCCGUGCGUGAAGAAGGGAGGGAUCAGGUUCACCAUCAACGGCCACUCCUACUUCAACCUGGUGCUGGUGACCAACGUGGCCGGCCCCGGCGACGUGCAGUCCGUGUCCAUCAAGGGCUCCAGCAGCGGGUGGCAGCCCAUGUCUCGCAACUGGGGCCAGAACUGGCAGAGCAACUCCUACCUCGACGGCCAGAGCCUCUCCUUCCAGGUCGCCGUCAGCGACGGCCGCACCGUCACCAGCAACAACGUCGUGCCGGCGGGCUGGCAGUUCGGCCAGACCUUCGAAGGCGGCCAGUUCUGAGCUCUCGACCAAUCCCGUUUUUUCAGUUCACUGUCUGGAGAAAUGUCAGUGUGGCAGUUUCGUUGAUUCAGAGUUUGAGAUUGAGGAGGAGGAGGAGGAGGCCUCUUUGCUAUAGUAAAAGAGAAGAGGCUUUGGCUAUUCUGAGGCUGCUUAUUAGCACCCGCUUAGGCCCUUGCUUUCUCCCAUAGGUCACUAGUGAUAAAAUAAGUCAUGGAGUUGAGCAUUUUUUUUUCAUGCAUUGUUGUAGCCUUGAUUUGAAAAAAUCAGCAAGGCAAUUUAAGGAUUAUAUUGUAGAAUAGCAGUGAGGUGGUGUCUUGUAACUUUUGUUGUUACAUUGUAACCCCCAAAUGAGGCCACAUGGGUCGGAGAAGUUUGUCGGGGAGCACACUUGUGCUUUGGGGACCAUGAACUAUGCUAGUUUAUGGGUCUAUGUAUAUGAUAUGUUUGUGAUUUGAUGAUGUUUCCUCUUGUCGCCUUAUCAACUA
Oryza brachyantha (malo sina) is the source of this 1332-nucleotide messenger RNA. Its product is annotated as expansin-A2. The coding region runs from base 95 to 847 and encodes 250 amino acids. Gene Ontology annotation, biological process: plant-type cell wall organization. Gene Ontology annotation, cellular component: extracellular region. NCBI's taxonomy places the organism in Eukaryota, Viridiplantae, Streptophyta, Magnoliopsida, Poales, Poaceae. The transcript has 3 exons. The record is from RefSeq and is a predicted model, not a curated record.